This is a messenger RNA of Phascolarctos cinereus (koala), 2198 nucleotides long. The record is from RefSeq and is a predicted model, not a curated record. NCBI's taxonomy places the organism in Eukaryota, Metazoa, Chordata, Mammalia, Diprotodontia, Phascolarctidae.
GGCGCCGGCGGCAGCGGCAACGGGAGCGGCAGCGGCAGCCGGCAACAGCGGGACAUCCCUCAGGGGGAUGCGAGAACAGUUGGUUGCUGCAGCCCAUGCAGUUGCCAAAGAAAGAAGGAACCAAAGUGGCAACAUUGCUGUUCCAGCCCAACCUUCAAAUAUGAAAUCAUCAACUAAGCCAGUGAUAGAUGGCUCAGUUCUGAGAUCUGAUGAAAGGCAAAGACUGGCAAGAGAACGCAGAGAAGAACGGGAAAAACAAUAUGCUUUUAAAGAAACUCAACUGCUUGCAAAAGAAAAAAAAGUGAAACUGCAAUAUGAAAAGCAGUUAGAAGAAAGACAGAGAAAGUUAAAAGAACAGAAGCAGAAAGAGCAGCAACGACGAGCAGCAGCAGAGGAGAAAAGAAGGCAAAAAUUAGAUGAAGAAAAGGAACAUUAUGAGGCAAUGGUUAACCGUACUUUGGAACGUAGCAAGCGGCUAGAACAGCGACAGAAGAGAUGGUCAUGGGGAGGCUCUGUAACACCAGAUUCAGACAGCAAAUCUGGUCUGUCAAGUGCUUCCCCACCCAAUCCUGUAGAUUUAGUUGACAAACUCCCUUCUUCCACAGAGCUGCAGACUGCAGAAGAAGGUGGAUCCAGUGGCAACAGAUAUGCUUCAUCUGCAGUGAAUCUCAAACAAACAGAUUCUGUCAUCAGUAAACGUUUGUCAUCAUCUUCAGCCACUGUUCCAAAUUCUGACAAGACUCGGCGCUUUCAGAUCAGUGCUCUGGAGACUAGUAUAAUCAAUCGCCUUCUCACCCCUACACAAGCCUCUUUAGCUAAAAGCAAAAGUGCUGCUGUAUUAUCUGCUGCUGGAAAAGAUCCCUCAGGCAACAGAUAUGCUUCAUCUGCAGUGAAUCUCAAACAAACAGAUUCUGUCAUCAGUAAACGUUUGUCAUCAUCUUCAGCCACUGUUCCAAAUUCUGACAAGACUCGGCGCUUUCAGAUCAGUGCUCUGGAGACUAGUAUAAUCAAUCGCCUUCUCACCCCUACACAAGCCUCUUUAGCUAAAAGCAAAAGUGCUGCUGUAUUAUCUGCUGCUGGAAAAGAUCCCUCAGAAUUUCACCUCUGUCCUCGUUCAGCUGCCUCCAGUACUAUCAGCUCUGCAGUGCAGGCCCCUAGAAUGCCCAUGCGAAGCCGCAGCAUUGACAGACCGAAGUCUCCCAUGGUAGCCGUUUCAACAAGUGCUAUGGGCUCUAUACAGAAGGCAGAGGUAGAUAAGUAUGCAUCUACUCAUGCUGCAAGACGAGCUCCAUCACCAUCUGUAUCAGGCCAUAAGAGAUCACCUUCCCCUGCUGAUGUUAAGCAUCCUCCAUCUCCCUCUGCAUCGAACAGACCAUCUCAGAGAAGUCGCCCACCUUCACCUAUUUCGUCAAAACAGCAACCAUCAUCUCCCACUUGUGUGUUAAAACCAGCUCUUAAACUUGUGCAACGUCCCUUGAUCACACCAACUGUUUCAAAUAUUACCAAAAAGGGUGGAAUACCUGCAACAGAUAGCAAACUAAAGGAUAUAUGUGAAGAAAAGAGAAAACAUGAAGGCCAAACAUCACCAGCUUCAGAGAAAGAAAAAGUAGCAUCUGCUGGAAAGACCAAAGAAGAGCCCAGUAGUCAAACUGGAGCAGGGACCACAAGUGGUGAAGAAGCUGCUAAAAUUUUGACAGAGAAACGAGAGCUUACUCAAGAACUAAGAGAUCGAGAAGAAUGGGAAAGAUGUCAGAAAGGAGAGGAAAGGAAAGUAAAUGAGCAUAUUGAGAAGAAAGCCAUUGAAGACGAGGAAAAAAGGCAAGCUGAGUUCUGUCAACUUGAGGCAACAAGGUCGCUGGAAGAACAGCAGCGGAAGAUAGACGAGAGCAGGGCCCAAGAGCAGGAGCGUCUGGCUGAACUCCAGCAGCAGAAGGAGGAAGCUGAGGCCAAAGCCAGGAAGAAGCUGAAAGGCAGAGGCGGGAGCGGGAAAGGAUCAUGGAGCAGAGUAUUCAAGAACGUCUGGAGAGGAAAAAGAGAAUUGAGGAAAUUAUGAGAAGAACCAGAAAGGUUGAACUGAAUUCUGAGCAGAGUGAAGAAAAGUCUAAGAAUGAGGCUAUUGACGGGGAUGCUGCUGAUGAAGUAGAUGGAGGAAAUUUGGAAACAGUGGACCCACUGGGUAUGCCUCCAUUUACCAGUUA